AUGGCGCCAAACCUCCACCUCUACCACACCCCAGGCUCGUGCUCCCUAGCCUCGCACAUCGCUCUAAACAGCGCUUCACUUGCUUUCAACGCAACAGAUCUCCAUGCAGCGCGGGGCUUCCCAGCAUCGCAGCUACAUCUCAAUCCCAAAGGCCGGGUCCCGAUUUUAGAAAUUGAUGGUGAACUCAUCACCGAAACACCGGCUAUCCUCGCCACCAUCUCUGCUUUAGCGCCCGAGAAGAAUUUACUUGGAAAGGGGGUGAUGGAGCAGGCAAGGGCGUAUGAGUGGAUGACCUGGUUGUCGGGUACAAUGCAUGGGCAGGCUUUUGGAUGCUUGUUUCGGCCUGCGCGCUUUAUCAAAGAUGAAGCGGCGCAUGAAGCUCUGCGCGAAUCAGGUAGAACCCAAGUCAAGGAGUGCUUUGAAUACGUCGAAAAGAAGUUGGGCACAAAGAACUGGGCUGUCGGGGAUGCAUUUACCGUGGUUGAUGUGUAUCUACUAGUAUUUUACAGAUGGGGUAACAUGCUAAAGAUGGAGAUGCGGGACAAGUAUCCAAAUUAUACCAGGCUCGCGGAUGCUGUCAUAGAAAGAGAAGAUGUGAAGAAGACCAUUGCGAGCGAAGGCAUAAGCGCGCUCAACGAGUGA
Bipolaris oryzae ATCC 44560 is the source of this 642-nucleotide messenger RNA. RefSeq lists its product as uncharacterized. The record is from RefSeq and is a predicted model, not a curated record. The transcript has a single exon. The coding region runs from base 1 to 642 and encodes 213 amino acids. Lineage: Eukaryota; Fungi; Ascomycota; Dothideomycetes; Pleosporales; Pleosporaceae.